AUGGAGUGUAACGUAUGGAUCUCACUGCAAGGAAAAGAGCUCCUCAGUCCUACAUCUUUGGUGGCUUCGGCAGCACUUUAUUCGGAACUUCCUCUAACUGUGAGCGGAGCUUCCGGCGAUUCCAUUGAUUUGAUCUUCACUCGCGUAAGGUCAGUAUGUUCGUAUAUUCUUCCUCUGUUUCAAAAUUCUCAAUCAAGUUGUCACUUCGAUGGAGAGAGUGAUUUCUCUUUGAACACAUUGAGUGCCUGCUCUCCAUCGACUAUAUCCGGUAUUAUCUCUACGGCAUCGCUUACCAUUUUUUUUCUUGGCUUUGCUCUCACUGUUUAUGGGCCUUUCUCACAACUUUUGUUUACAAUACCUUUGAAGACACGUUCGAAAAGGGGAGGAGUCGAAACCAAUACACUCCCCAGUUAUUAUACUGAUUACAAAGAUGGAAAAUGGCGAUACGUUGAACUUGCACUGGUCGCUGAUUACUCUGUGUACGCAAAAUAUGACAAAGAUGAAGAGAAGGUAUUGGAGCGACUCCAAACGAUCGCUCAUCAUCUGUAUUAUCCGUUGAACAUUCGCAUUACAUUGGUGUGGGCUGAUAUAUGGAAAGAUGGCGACAAAUUCGAAGUUGUGACAAGUGGAGAUCAAACUUUGAUGCGCUUUCUAAAUUACCGGAAGGAGAUAAUCAGAACUCAUCCUAACGACAAUGCUCACAUGAUUACGGACAUACGUUUCGAACAGAACGUUGUUGGCAAAGCAUUUAAGGGGACAAUGUGCUCAUACGACUAUUCUGGUGGAGUUGACGUGGUUAUGGCAGCGACAGUAGCUCAUGAAAUGGGUCAUAAUUUUGGAAUGGAACAUGAUGUAGACUAUGGGACGACCUGCAACUGCCCUGGAAACCAUUGCGUUAUGGCGCCUUCCACAGGAAUGUCACCUCCAUCGUUUUGGUCGGAUUGUAGUCUGCGUAAUAUCUACAACAGUUUUAAUCGUGGUGUUGAUCUUUGUUUGAAGAAUCCCCCUGAAAAAAGUGUUGGAGGUGCAAAAUGCGGGAAUGGCGUUGUAGAACAUGGCGAGGAAUGUGACUGUGGACGAGAACAAUGCUCACACGCCUGUUGUGAUGGCAAAACGUGCACUUUGACUGCGAAUGCUGAAUGUGCCGAAGGGGACUGCUGUGAUCUUCUUACCUGCAGGCCAAAACCUCGAGCAACAGUCUGUCGAGCUUCGAUUGGUAUUUGUGAUUUGCCUGAGUACUGCAAUGGUGACACACCCGACUGUCCUGCCGACUUCUUUGUUCAGAAUGGGCAUCUCUGUCCAGGUAGAACAAACGAGUUCUGCUUCGAAGGUCAAUGUGGUAGUCGACAAGAUCAGUGCCAUGCUAUAUGGGGGCCAACGGGUAGAGAAGGUGACAGAGCAUGUUUCCAACAAAACACGAAUGGGAUUAUUCAAGGGAAUUGUGGGUACGAUGCUCACACCGGCCAUUACAAACGAUGCCUUGCUGAUGACAUAAUGUGUGGACGACUUCAAUGUGAAACUCAAGCAGAACGACCUAUAUUUGGUGAUUUAGCCACUGUGACUUCCGCAUACACGUAUAAUUCCUCUACUCAAGGAACUGAGACUCAUCAAUGUCACGUCAUAAAGACAACUUAUGUAUCUGGCCACAAAAACACCCCAGACCCUGGCAUGGUUCUUGACGGAGCAGUAUGCGGAGAUAACAAGAUUUGUGUGGGUGCCAAAUGCGAGAGUAAAAGCGAAGUCUCCAAGAUGGUUUCGAAAUGUAAUGAUCAAUGCAACUACAGAGGCAUAUGUAAUAAUGUUGGUAAUUGUCAUUGUGAGAACGGUUUCGGAGGAAUCGCGUGCGAAAUUCCCGGCUUUGGAGGUUCAGUUAACAGUAAUACAUCACAUACUAGCAGGGGGUACUAUGUGAGGGACAAUCUGAAGUUGUAUGGCGUCUUAGUUCCCGUUCGAAAGGCACCGCCUCCUCCAAGUGAUGGAAGACGCACGAGGUUCGUAAUUUGA
This is a messenger RNA of Haemonchus placei, 2004 nucleotides long. The record is from the annotation of a GenBank genome assembly. Lineage: Eukaryota; Metazoa; Nematoda; Chromadorea; Rhabditida; Trichostrongylidae.